AUGUUAGCUCGUAUUAUUGAUAGCAUGAAGCAUGUUUUUGGUUGGAGUGAGCUUCAACAAUGGGGUGUGACGGGCAAGUUUGAUAUCAAGCAGGCUUAUUUGGCUAAGCUCCCUACUAAUUCUAAGCCUUCUUGGAGAUCCCUUUGGUGUAGUAAUAAAGCUUCUCCUAGAAGUGCCCUUUGUUUAUGGCAAGUUCUCCAAAAUCAUUUGCCUACGAAAGCUAGACUUAUUCAUGUGGAAGAUCGUGAUCAUUUGUUUGGUGCUUGUAGCUUUGUUCGUGAGGUUCAUUCUCAUGUUGCUACUGUGUUCUCUUUCCCUUGGCCUCUCCCCUUUACUAGUGUUGUUCAAUUAAUGAGUAAGCAUAGUAAGAGGAAGAGUGUUAAGACUUGUAUCACUGUGAUGCUGUGGACUGAGAUUUUGUUUCGGGUUUGGCUCCAAAGAAAUGAGCGCAUCUUUGAGGGGAAAAUCUUGCGUCCUUGUCAUGUAGCAAAGAACUUUCUUUUUUAUGUUACCUUUAGGCUCGAUGAUGUUAGGAAGGCUAGUCUCAUUGUUUAG
Amaranthus tricolor (Joseph's coat) is the source of this 555-nucleotide messenger RNA. RefSeq lists its product as uncharacterized. NCBI's taxonomy places the organism in Eukaryota, Viridiplantae, Streptophyta, Magnoliopsida, Caryophyllales, Amaranthaceae. The transcript has 2 exons. The coding region runs from base 1 to 555 and encodes 184 amino acids. The record is from RefSeq and is a predicted model, not a curated record.